CGAGAAGGAAAUCUUACUGUUGGAAAAGUUUAUGCAGGUUUGCUGAUCCUAGAAAACUGGAAAUCCACACGAUUCGGCCAGCUAUCAACAAGAUCAACUGAGGAACUCUCCCCUUCUCCACAAAGUGAUACAACGCGGACAUCCUUACUGCAUCGACUGAUGGUCAGAAAUUCAAACGUGCGUGCUAGUCAAGAGAGUCUCAACCAACACGAUGAUUAUUACGAAGAUGCAGAGUGUCGUUCUAUUGGUUCACGCAGAGGCUCGUUUCGAGGCUCGAAAAUCAGUAUCGACAAAACUAACGACAACUCGGACAGAUCCUGGCAGCAGAGUUUCAGUUUUCUACGUCGGGGAAGCAGUAGAAGAAAGCGCCACACUGUGGAGAACGAACAACCUGAAUCUCAGGAAAGAGAAACCCAUCUUCGCCCCUAUCAUCACGCUCGGUCGCGAUCUCCCUCUCCAGCUAGGUCGAGGCGGGGAUCCCCAGCUUCUCCACGAAGAAGACGAUCCCCAACCCCGAUUAGAAGAUCUCCUUCUCCACGCCGAGGGGACCAUGACAUUGGCUUUUCUGAUGCUGUGACUGACCUCGUGAGCAGGGUUAAACAUGAAGGCAGUAGUAGAGGAAGAACGAAGGCCAAACUUGGAGGUGAUGAGUUUGCCAUAUCUGAAGAAGGUACGACGUAUCGAGGGAGAUCACCGGUUCGAUCGACGUUCGGCAAGCCAUCACCCUGGAGAGUUUCCUCUCCAUCCCACGAGCGAAGUCAGAGUAUCAGUCCAGAACACCAGACAAUGUUUUCCUACAGACGAUCCCACAGACAUAGCCCAAACGUCACUCCAACUCAUAGUGAAUAUUAUAGUAAGUCACCAUUAGACGAGCAUACCCGUAGUCUGAGCCCAGCUUCCGCGCACAGCUUGCCGUUACAGAGAAUAUCGCGGGGAAGGAAAUUACCCCCAACUCCAAUCAAACCAUCCACUCUGUAUUUUGGUGUUCGAUCCAUGGAAAGGAUCAACUUUCCUGUUGUGUCUAGUUCGCCAACAGUGCCCCAGCCCAGUAACAAAUCAAUAUUUAAUAUCAACUUUCCCAGAGUGAAUGCUUCGCCCACACAUCUGCCAAAAUCCCAGAUGCUACUCCGACAACAAAGAACUACUCCGAGUACUGGACUUCACAGCCCGUCUCUAAGGCCAGGCGGAAGGGUGGCUAGUAGCAGUAUUAGUUUGCCACGUGGUCAGGAACAGACUCGUAGUGUAGACUUUCACUCUACUCUGGACAGAAGUUUUGACCCUCUUGGGCAUAAUGAGAAACUGGUCAGUUUCCAAACAACAGCAACUGUUGGAAGAAGCUGUCGACAGCUUCCAUCAUUAUUGUCUAAUGGUUACAAGCCAGGCCAAAGAGACUGGUACAGACAGGGAGGGAAGGAAGUAAUUAUACCAGCUUUACGGACAGGUCGUGUUGGUCCACACGUUGACUCUGAUGAUGAUUGGUGCUAGCUAGCCAAUCGUUUUGAUGAUUGGUGCUAGGUAGCCUGUCAUAUUGACAAUUGGAGCUAGCUAGCUGAUUGUUUUGACAUUUGUAGCUGGCCAAUCAUUUUGAUGAUUGGUGCUAGCUAGCCAAUCAUUUUGACAAUUUAUGCUAGCUAGCCAAUCGUUUGCGCAAGAUAAAUCUGAUAAUGCUUAGAGGUUUCAAUUCUGGACUAAAUUCUUUCAAAUUUACACAUUAACUUCAUGUUCCUGAACAAAUAUGAUGUAUAUAAUUAUUCGAUUACUUGUCAUUAUCAUCAGUACUUCAAUUUGAACAUUUGUUUUUUAACUCUAAAGAUUACCGUUAGGAGCUUUCUUUAUUUUCAAUUAACUAUGUAUCUUUUAGUAAUUACAACCGUUUGUCUUUCAUGCUCGUUCUUCUGUGAUGGACUAACACUAAGGCAGACUUUCAUACCAUCAUUAGGCCUACUAAACAUUUAUUUUCCAUUAUGGGAAGAAUUUGCAUGCCAAGUUGAAAAGAGGGACAUUUAUAAGAAUCUUCUACUAUAUGUAAAGCUUUGUGUGGAUGUUUCACUUCCUUUACGUGUAUUUCUAAACAACUAAGGUUUACAGGAUCAGAAGCUUGAAAUUUCUGACAUCAUUAGCUUAUCAUCAUCUCUGUCAAGCUCUUUGUUAGAAGUCUCAUUACUCUUAUCAACACGAUUUUCUUAUGUCUGUUACGCUGAGUAACAUAACGCGAUAAGAAACGUUUCGUAAACUUCACGAGCAAUACUUGGCCUAGUGUAAGUCAAACGAAACAUGGCUCGCGUCCCUUUGCCGCAAAAAUUCGCUCCGCACUUCGGAUCUAUGAUGAUAAAACCCCAAUAUACGGUCAGACAAGAGUAGCCCAAACGUUGGCGGUGUGUGCUGUUGAAUAUCUGCCUUCCCUCUAGUCUAUCGGUUCUAAGAGUGAUAGCUAUAUAGAUAUAGCUGUUGUAUAGCUUCGCGCGAAAAUUCUAAAAAAAAACAAACAAAACUAAAAAAUAGACCGGUAAGAAAUAUAAACCUACCCCUUACGCGUUGUUCUAUUCUAUACUUUAAAUAUUAAAUAUCAUGUGUUAAUAUACGAGUCUAUUUACACGUUCUGUUAAAACAGCUUGCGACAGGUGGCGCACUACAAGAACAAUCAAAUACUUAUAAUUCUAGCCAGAGCUUGUGAAGAAACUUGUUUUAUUUCCCGGCUAACAUUCGUCAAUUGCAAUCACUAGCACUCUUUUCUUUAAAUAUUUUUAAACCUAAAUACUUUCUGCGAUUUUUAUCUAUUUGUUUUAUUUCAACGAUCAAUUGUGUCCAGCUGCUAUAAAUGUUUGUUGUAAGACAAUAGAAUAUCUGUCCCUCGAGUAUCGAAACCCGGUUUUUAGCUAUGUGAGCCCUCAAACUUAUCGCUGAGCCACUAGGGGGCUGGUAUAAAUGACAGAAAAUGGAGUUACCUCUAUCAAAGUUGUCGCAAUAAUUUUUCUUUAAAUAUCAAAUAUUUCAGAAAUAUCACCAGUAGUUUCUUCUUCUUGUGUGAAAAGUAGCAGGACUCCAUUAACUAGGUUCUAGUUUUGAAAGAUAAAUCAGUAGGAUAUUCAAAUACAGAUACUGUUCCAAACGACAGUCACUAAAAUAAAUUAAUUAUUAACAUUUUAACUAUCGUAACAGACGGUACUUCUUCAUAAGUUAAGUAAAUUUGAAAAAUAACUUAUUAAAAAGGCACUAGGCUGAUAUAAGUACCCUACAUGUUCCGGUGUUAUUCUAUUUCGUAAGAUGUAGGGGUAGAAAGCCGACAAAAUAUGUAAAGUUAUAUAUAAUGAGCAUAAUGCCUUUUUAUGUUAAUUGGUGUUCACUUUUUUAACGUAAUUUAAUUUUAUUAGGAAAAGAACUGAAAUUGAAAGUUGCUAAACGUUCGCUCUGUAAUUUCCACCUCCCAUUUUUUUUUUAAUUUUAGUUCAUUAAAUCGAAAUAUUCUAAGUUUGAUAAUUAUGUAUGUAUGUUGUUAACCACAAAGCUACAUAAUGGGCUAUCUGUGCCCACCACAGGUAUCGCAACCCAGUUUUUAGCGUUAUUAGCCUUCAGACUUACCGCUGAAGAGCUCUGGAUUGAGCGAAACGCGUCGUCGGCUAGGGAUAUGACAUAAAUAGUGUGGUUAGAAUACUAUUAUUACACACAUAUAAUUCUUGAAAAUCUCUAAAGGACUAGAUAAAAAAUGUAGUGUUUAAAAAUAUAAUAGGUCUAAUACAAAUGUCCUAUGACAAGUACAAUUAAUUUCAAAAAUAGUUUGGAAAUACUCGAGGUAUCAAUAUCCAAUUAAUCACUCAAUGAAAAUAUAAAUGUAUUUCGUGUUCUAGAGACGCUUUAUUACAUUGCCUGGAUACAAGUGUUAGAAAUGCCUAGGGGAACAAAUUUUAGAAAUUAUGGUUUAUUUAGGGUGUUCAACGAAACGUUUAUUUAAACAAUAAGAAGGAAUUAAAUGGCCCGAUUUUUUUUUUUUACCGAAAGCAUUUAUAAAAUAUUGAAAU
This is a messenger RNA of Limulus polyphemus (Atlantic horseshoe crab), 4016 nucleotides long. RefSeq names its product serine/arginine repetitive matrix protein 1-like. The transcript has 6 exons. Bases 160 to 1485 code for a protein of 441 amino acids. The record is from RefSeq and is a predicted model, not a curated record. NCBI's taxonomy places the organism in Eukaryota, Metazoa, Arthropoda, Merostomata, Xiphosura, Limulidae.